AUGUUUGGCCAAAAGUCACUUUCGUACUUGUUGCUUGCGGCAGCAGCUCAUGCAAAGUAUAUCGUUCCUGGCGGCAGAUGGACAGAUACCGAUGGCAAUCUCGUCAACGCACAUGCUGGCGGUGUUACUGUGGGUAAAGACGGCAAGUUUUAUCUGUUUGGCGAGUACAAGAUCGAGGGACAAACAGAGGGUGGGGGUGUUAGUGUCUACAGUAGCGAUGAUCUGGCUACUUGGACUUCUCAUGGUCUGGCUCUGAAGCCGAUCGAGGGUCAUCCUUACAUUGCCCCUGUUAAAAUCAUCCAGCGGCCAAAAGUGUUGUACAAUGCCGUCGACGAUCGAUACCACGUAUACCAACUCCGUUCCUCCUAUAGCUUUGCACAAACACCUCUAACCGAAUUUCCAGNNAUGCACUGGCACGCCGACAACAGCACUUACGGCUGGCUCCUCCAAGGCCUAGCAACCUCCCNNCCCAAUAUAAGCGGCCCCUACACCUUCCUCAACGCAACCGCCCCCUUUGGAAACUGGUCCCAAGAUUUCGGCACCUUUACCGACUACAAGACCCAAAAAUCCUACGCCAUGUACAGCAACGGCGACAGAAAAGAAGCCCGCGACAUCUAUCUUGCCUCCUACGAUACUUCCAACACUAAACUCGAGAGCAUUAUCCACCGCUUCGACAAGUACGAUUUAGAAGCCCCAUCAAUCAUCCAAACAGAAUCCUCCUACUACGCACUGAUGAGCCACAAAACUGGCUACAGACCCAACAAUGUGGUCGCUUUUCGAGCCGACAAGCUAGAAGGACCUUGGAGCCAGCCAUUCUUUAUUGCUCCCGCUUACACCAGAACCUAUAACUCUCAAUCUGGAUUUGCAUUGAGGAUUAACGGGACUGAAAAAACGACUUGGUUGUAUAUGGGUGAUCAAUGGGAUUCGAACAGUCUGUGGGAGAGUAGGUAUAUUUGGUUGCCGGUGGGAAUUGAUGAUGACAAGAAGAGGUUGGAGGUGGAGUGGUAUGAUGUUUAUGAUUUGGAUGUCAAGACGGGUAACUACCAAGCCAUCAAGGGAAAGACUUACUACGCCAAAGACGGUAUAACCUCAGGCAAUGCUUUCAAACAAGAAGCCGUACGUUCACCCCUUUCCCCCACUAACCCUUCUUCCUCCCUUCCUCCCACUAAUCCUUCUUGCAUCACAGNNAACUUCGCAAGCGACAACACCAUCGUAACCGGUAUAUCCGGCAACACUUCCACCCUCACCUUCCCCAGUAUCAAAGGCGACAACAAGUACCACUGGAUCUCCUUCUACUAUCAAAACACCGAUGACAUGGGCUAUGGCGAUCAACCCGGUGGAUCGCCCGACCGAAUAAAGACACCUUGGGCUUUGCGUCGCAUUUCGUCUGUAGUGGUGAAUGGAAACGUUACUGGUAUGCAAACGCUAUAUCAGAGGGAUACACACAAGGGAAUUGUUCUGUCUACACCGUUGAAAGUGUGGUUGAGCGAGGGGAGCAACAAUAUCACGGUGGGAGGAUUGGACAACGGGAUCGAUGUCAAAGGCGCAGACUUGGACAAAAUUAUAGUGUAUCCAGCCGAAAAG
This is a messenger RNA of Aureobasidium uvarum, 1584 nucleotides long. The record is from the annotation of a GenBank genome assembly. Lineage: Eukaryota; Fungi; Ascomycota; Dothideomycetes; Dothideales; Saccotheciaceae.